This is a messenger RNA of Cuscuta campestris, 2546 nucleotides long. The record is from the annotation of a GenBank genome assembly. Lineage: Eukaryota; Viridiplantae; Streptophyta; Magnoliopsida; Solanales; Convolvulaceae.
CCCAUUUCAUUAAUACUCCGUAGUUUGAUCCGUCUCUCCUUUUAGGGAGAUUUUACACCGAGGCCACCACAUCACUCUCUCUGAAAUUAAACUCAAGCAUCAAAUUCACAUAUCCACAAAUUGAAAAUUGCAAAUUGCAGAUCAGAUCGAUUCUUCAUCCAUCGGACACACAACAAAAACAUAUAGCAGUCGCGGUAAGAGACGUCGCCGCCGGCACUAUUGACGAUGACGCGAUCAGCGACAAGGAUGAGGCAGGGAGCAACGAUAGUAUGGAGUGGCGACCAGCGAUUCCCGACGAUGAUUCAAUGGCGAUUACAACGCCAAUCUAAGAAAAAAAUCAGGCGCCUAUGGUUAUUUGUGGGCUGCGCCAGAUGGCUGACUACAAUCAUCCGCCCCUUCCUUCGCCAUUGGCUGAAUUUAAGGUAAAUGAAAUUCAACUAAUUUCAGUUUUUAGGGUAAACAAAACUCAACUUGAUGGAUUUAGUGGAUUUAAAGUUUCAUGGUUAAUUUGAGUUAAUUGACAGUUUUGAGUUAGUGACGGUUGGGAUUGUAGAGACCUUUGUAUAUAAAGAGCCAAAUUCCCAGAUUUCCUGCUUAUGCCAUGAUGGAUACCAUUUCUAUUGAAGUAGGCAAUGAUUCCUUGGUUCAAUGUUAGGUACAGGUACACUUUCCCACCUAAUUUGAUCCUUUGAUAAUGGGCUAACAUUUUUUCUAGCUUUUCUACUUUUUCUUUACAGUUUUGAUCAGUAUAGGUUCAAAGACAAUAUGUAGCGUGGUUAAUAGGUUAAUAUGCAACUUCAUAUAACCUCAAGACUACCUAAAACCAUGGAUUGCUUUAGGGUGGCAAUUAGUCUUAGUUUCAUUUUGGACUAUUUUAGAGGUCUCAUAUCUGGCCAUAAGGUUCUCUUUUAGUCAGAUUUGGGUGGUUUUUUUCAUUUAUUGAAUGAUUGCUCUAUUACUAUGAGAAGUUUCAUAUUGGUACACCAUAUCAUUUUGUUCCUUGCCAAACAAAACAGGACAGGUUAUCUAGACAACUACAAAAAUGAAUGGAGAAGUUACUGGAGUUUUUUCCCUGAGGUAUUUGGAACCUUUAUUAUGUCCCCUCUUCACUGCCUCACCUUUCCAUUUUUUUACAGAUUAUAGAGGGGGCAUUGUGAGUUACUGUCAAGUUGAAGUUGAAAGCUUUAGUAAUGUACGUAUCCACAAAUGUUUUUCAAGAGCUCUACUUGGCUAUUGUUGGCACUACGUAACAACACUUGAUAAAGGUGCAAUUAGAGAUGAUGAAGAUUAAUAAAAAAUGAGCAAAUUAAACAUGCUGACAAAGAGCUCAAGUGCCAGUUCUGCUUCUCUUUUCUUGAGAUUUUAGGGGAAUCUAAGGUUGACGGACGGACACUGAACAAUCGGAUUGUCAAGGACGAGCCAGAGACAAAUCAAGGCUGGUGGGGGGCUCGGACUAGGGGUGUAUGGCCAUGGUCUAGGUGAGUUAUGAUUGGGUGGCUAGGUUUGGACUAGGUGAGACGUUGCAGGGACCUUUGGUUCAGAUGGACACGAGACAGUUUAUUACACUAGGGCAAAGACUGGCUUGCUAGGGUCUUUGCCAAGGGUUUUGGAAUUCUAUGAGGCAAAUAAUGUGCAAAUAACAAUUCAGGAAUAAAAACUCUAAAGAUCUGAGGGAGACUUCUCAUUUUCUAUCUACUGGUUUAUAUCAUUUUGAGGUGCAGAGGCUUGAGCACAUUAGAUAUCCUUUGGAACCUAUCUUUGGAUAUGCUUGAGAUUGGUCAUGAGUAUAAGUAUACUGAGUGCACACUACUCAUUUAUGGUUGAGAAUCAAUAGCUAAACAGUUUUUUAUCAAUUCAAUAUGUUGUUAGAUCAACACAAUCGGUUUCUUCAGGCCUUGGCCCUUACUUUGGUUACUGGUUUUGCUUGUCUUUUUACAUUGUAUGGCUUCAAUAGGUUUAAAGAAUGGGACGAUGGUUUUGGUAUUUACCUUGGACUUCUGCUAUAUCACUUGGUCAUUAGAACAACAUGGUUGUGUUUUGGAUGGAGGUAAUACCAUUUACUCAUAUGUCAUUCUAAUAUAUUAUAUUUUUGUUUCUUUUGCACGUCAUGCCUUGCAGACAUGGCUUCAAAUGGCUUAUAACAAUUCAUUCAUUGCGAGAAAGACUCGGCUUUUUAUGAUGGAGAGGGUAACAUGCAACGCCAUGGAUAGCUAUGAUUUUGCAUUUUGGCUAAAGGCGUGUAUAUUCAGAAUCAGAACAAUAAAACAUCUCAAAGUUACCAUCUACCAGAGUUCUGCAAAUGAACACUUCCUUCUUGGUUCUUAAAAAAUGACUUUGAGAUUUGCUAUGGUUUGACUUGUGGAUCGUCUGGUAGUUCCUAAUUAAAACAACAGCAUGUGUUGGAGUUGAGAUGCUGAGCUCAUCUACAAUUGACUGAUGCUUCGUUUGUAAUGUAUUACUUUCAUUUAGUUUUGAACCAGAAUAUGGUUAUGCAAUUUGGAACACAACACAUGAUCUGUCAAACUCGCUAUUGGGAUUUUGGAUGU